Zophobas morio is the source of this 2589-nucleotide messenger RNA. RefSeq names its product sodium-coupled monocarboxylate transporter 1-like. Lineage: Eukaryota; Metazoa; Arthropoda; Insecta; Coleoptera; Tenebrionidae. Gene Ontology annotation, molecular function: symporter activity. The transcript is spliced from 14 exons. Gene Ontology annotation, biological process: transmembrane transport; sodium ion transport. The record is from RefSeq and is a predicted model, not a curated record. Gene Ontology annotation, cellular component: membrane. Bases 661 to 2505 code for a protein of 614 amino acids.
AGUAACUAUAGUAAAGUUCUUUGUUAUAUUUUUCCCUUGAUCAAUACCACUUGAAGUGCUAGAUUUUAAGCAAGAUAUAAAAUGAAACGUUUGUUAAAUCAUAUUUAACAUUCGGUAGGUGGUCGUUAAUAAGUAAAUGAGACACUUCUUGCACAACAAAGAUUAAAAUAAUUGCACGACAAUAGAUAGUUUUUUAAAUCAUCAAGAACAUUUUGUCGCCAUUACGUCAUCAGUUAUCACCUAUAUUUCAUAUAAUUGUCAAGUUUUGUUCGAUAGCAACAUACAAUUUAAUGUAGUGAAAAACUGUAGGUACCUACCUGAUUAUAAGAAAACGAAAGGUCACGUAGUAGAUAAAUAAUUCCUCCACAAGUUUAAACGACGGCGGCUUACUAAUUUGCUUUAUUGCCCCUUUCAUACUACGAGUACGCUAAUAGGUAGUCAGCGAAUGAAGGUUUAAUAGGCCCUAGUUUAAUUCGUUAUGUUCUGUACAUGAUCACAUCAGUAUCAUACUAUGAAGUACUUCCGAAACAUAUUAAAAUGCAAGUGGAAAAAUGUGCUUAAAAUUUUUGAUAGUGCACCGUGUAGUGAUAUUGCAUACAUAUUUCAUCUCUCAUUCAGCAAUUUGCCUUUCCGAUAAAUAAAGUUAAAGUUAAUUACUUGAUGGCGGAAUCCGAUGUGAUAGGUGACAGCUAUCACAUGGGAAAAAGAAUUUUCGUAGUACCCGGAAUGGAAAACGUUAGAGCAGCAUUUCAGACUCUCAGAUGGCCUGAUUACAUGAUCUGCGCCCUUACGUUAUUAUGCUCUAUGGUAAUUGGAAUAUACGUCAGUUUUUUCUACACUCCAGUCACUGCCAAAGAAUAUUUUUUGGGUAAGAAAAAACUGAAAAUUAUCCCCGUCGGUCUAUCCAUAUGCGCAAGUUUUAUCAGUGGCUUCUUAAUGAUAAAAAUUCCCACUGAUACCUAUUUGUACGGAAUACAACAUGUCUACUUGAUAAUAGGAUUCAUUGCUAUGACGUUAGUAAUGAAUCAUAUUUUUCUUCCAGUAUUGUACCGUUUAAAUUUAACUUCUGUUUAUGAGUAUUUAGAAAAACGUUUUGACAAGAAACUAAGACUGUUUGGAGCUGUUCUGUACAUAAUCUACAUGUUAAGUUGGCUACCUCUCACGAUUUGUAUUGCUUCUACAACAUUUGUCAGUGUUACAGAACUAAAUAUUAAUUUUGUAACGCCAGUACUAUGCACAAUUUGUAUCUUUUAUACCUCACUGGGUGGUUUAAAAGCCGUGAUUUGGACAGACGUAUUUCAUAUGGUCAUCAUAUUCGCAUCUUUGCUUUUAAUAACGGUCAAAGGAACCCUAGAUAUCGGACAUAUAGACGUUAUUGUAGAUCGAAAUUUACAAAGUGGACGUAUUGAAGGUCCAAAUUUAAACCUUAACUUAUCAGAAACUAACACCCUGUGGACUUCAGUAUUUGGAGGAUGUAUGUACUAUCUCUUUGUGUCAGCAAUAAAUCAGAACGUAAUGCAAAAAUAUUUAGCACUCCCUUCACUAAAGGACGCAAUAAAGACUUCUUGGCUUUUUGUGUUCACUCUAUGUUUAAUUACUAUGCUGUGUACUUACUGCGGAAUUAUAAUUUAUGCAAUGUUUCAUCAGUGCGACCCAUUAACAACCAAGCUUGCCGCCGAAAAGAAUCAAGUUUUGGCUCUAUUUGUAAUGAAAGUUUUGAGCGAAUAUUCCGGGAUGUCAGGAUUAUUUAUAGCAGGAAUAUGGAGCGGAACAUUAAGUUCUUGGGCUACUGUCCUUAACAGUGUAACCGCUGUUGUGGUUGAAGAUAUAUAUACCAUUUUUUCGACAACACAGUUUAGAGAAAAACAAUGGUCUAUAUUAUUAACAAAAUUUACAUCAAUAGUGUUAGGCAUAAUAUGUGCAUGUUUAGCUUACACUGUAAACAAUGUGGACACGGUUUUAAAGAUAAACAGCAUUAUUUUCUCCGUAACUGGAGGUCCAUCACUAGGAUUAUUCAUAAUGGGCAUAAUGUUUCCAUGGAUAAAUACAAAAGGUGUUUUCAUCGGAGGAAUAUCUUCUUUAUGUUUCAUGGCUUGGUUAAUUUUCAAUACGUUGGCAGGCAAUAAUUUCACAAGUCCCACGAAGUCCCUGGCUACUACAGAAUGCCGUUACCACUUUGUUCCACAACAGAUUUUCACAGACCAGACAAAUACCUCUGGUGUGUUAACUUUGGGAGAAGAAUUUUUCCAAAUGUCUUAUUUAUGGCAUCCUUUACUUGGAGUUUUAAUAUCAGUACUUGUUGGUUUCUCGAUAAAUUUAUUACUGGAUUCUCCUGAUCCUCGUGAUGUCGAUCCACGUCUACUAGCUCCAUUUGUUAAAAAAUAUAUCAAACCUAGAGAAUUUCCCAACGAACCUGGAGAUGGUAUAAUAUACGCUUUUGAUUCAUCAAAAAAGGUAACUAACGAUGUAUCAUCGUUAGAGUGCAUGCAACCAAAUAAUAGCUAAGAAUAUAAGCAGUGACUCUUUUAUUAGUAAUGUAUAUAUUUUCGUCUGUGUAGAUAUCAAAACUAAUAAACUUUUUGUUAAGAA